AUGGUUGAAUCGUUUGACGAGUAUGAUCAAAUAGCAAGAAUAUACCCAUACAGAUAUCAUUACAAUUAUAAUGGUAUUGGUGGUUCAAGACCACGUCAUCCAGAGUACAGAAACCCUAUAACUCGUCUUGAAUCAUUUGUUAAUUGGCCAAGGCCGGAUAUAGACAUCGGAAAGUUAACAGACGCUGGAUUUUUCUACGAAGGUAACGAAGAUAAAGUAGUUUGCUUCCAUUGUGACAGUGUACUUUUCAAUUGGCAGACAGAUGAUGAUCCAUUCGUUGAACAUGGUAUACAUAGCAAAACUGCUAUUUUAUGUAUAAAAUGUGGUUGCGAUUUUCCUUUACGUUGUGUUUUAGAAACUAAACCACAAAUACCAAAACCAGAACUACUGAGAGUGGAUAUCGGCAGAUACAAGUGUAAAAUCUAG
Messenger RNA from Panonychus citri (citrus red mite), 426 nucleotides. Its product is annotated as baculoviral IAP repeat-containing protein 7-B-like. The record is from RefSeq and is a predicted model, not a curated record. The transcript has a single exon. Gene Ontology annotation, molecular function: ubiquitin protein ligase activity; cysteine-type endopeptidase inhibitor activity involved in apoptotic process. NCBI's taxonomy places the organism in Eukaryota, Metazoa, Arthropoda, Arachnida, Trombidiformes, Tetranychidae. The coding region runs from base 1 to 426 and encodes 141 amino acids. Gene Ontology annotation, cellular component: cytoplasm; nucleus. Gene Ontology annotation, biological process: positive regulation of protein ubiquitination; negative regulation of apoptotic process; regulation of cell cycle.